This is a messenger RNA of Eleginops maclovinus (Patagonian blennie), 2105 nucleotides long. RefSeq names its product coiled-coil domain containing 181 (gene ccdc181). Lineage: Eukaryota; Metazoa; Chordata; Actinopteri; Perciformes; Eleginopidae. The record is from RefSeq and is a predicted model, not a curated record. Gene Ontology annotation, molecular function: microtubule binding.
AGGGACUGGAAGCAGAUUAUGUGCACAGGUGUUGUUCCACAGACUGCCAGACACUAUGUGGGCCAGUUAGAUGGAGGGAUAGUUACAGAACAACCCGGCCGGAUGGUGGUUACAUCGCUCUUAACUCAACAGGAAUACUAAGCAAGGACCCGCCGGUGCUGUCAAGAUUAUGAGUGGGGUGGUUUGCACAAAGUCUCAGGAGGAAUACGAGGACGACUUUGAGAAGGAUCUGGACUGGCUGAUCAGCGAGGAAUCCCGGAGUGAGGGCCAGGGUCCUGACUUUAAAGACAUAGAAGCAGAAAUUGACAAAGAACUGGAGGAGGAUGAGAAACAGAAAGAAAGAAAAGAAAGCCGAGAAGCCUUAGAGGAGAAGAGAGGCAAAAAAUCAGAGGAGUUGAAAGAAGAGGAUGAGAGGUGGCCCUCUCCUAUGGAGCCAUUAGAGUAUGAUUCAGACAGAGAUAGCCCAAACAAGUCCUCAACCAUAGUCCCACCUCCUCCAGAGAUGGAGGAACAGACUGAAGAGGAGAAGAAGUACAUCCUGGAGAAGAUCCAGCAGGCUAAUCGAGAGCUGCAGGACCAGGAGGCUCCGAGUAUGACAAGGCGCAGGCGACUGCAUUUUAAAGAGACGCUGGUGGACCUGGUGGUGUCUCCACAGCAGUUUGAGAUAGAAAACACUGGGGUUACAGAAGGGGAGCCAUGCACCAAGGAUUCAGAGGUAGAGAUCGAAGUGUCAGGGAAGCUUUCUGAGCUUAAACUUUCCCCUCGACAGGAGAGAGAAUCUAGCAGAGCUGCGGAGAGUAGUGAGGGAGGGUUAAAGGAAGGAAGAGUCCUUGUUGAAAAGGAUGGUAAGUUUGACCUAGUCAGCCUGAAAGAGGUGGAGAGUCUAGGAUUGCUUCCUCCUAUAGCAAACAACAACAACAGUGACUUCUCCUUCUCACGUCACACGGAGCAGACUGUGGGCUCCAGUAAGAGCUCCAGGUCCUCUGUCUCUCCUCGCGCCGUCUCUCACCCUUUCCAUCAAGGCAUAAAUUACCUCCCCGCACCCCGACCUCCAGCCCAGCCCAGGAGCAGGCCCAGCUCAGCCAGCCACAGCCAGAGAGGCACCCAGAGAAGAAACAGCAAGCGGCGGGUGCAGUCGGCCACCGGGACACCCUGCCAGGCCACCUACAGCCUCUCACCGCAGCAGAAAGAGCUGCUGCAGAGGAUCCAGGAGAGGAAGGACAGGCUGGCCAGAGAGGAAGAGCAGAGGAAACAGGAGGAAGAGGAGCUGAAGAAGCAGGAGAACGAGUUGGCAUUUAAGGCCUGGCUGAUGAAGAAGAGAGAGCAGUUUCAGGAGGAGAAGAGGAUCCACAGAGCCCAGGAGAUGGAGAGGAACAGUGCUAAGAUGUAUGUCUGGCAGCAAGAGUCCAGCGACCCAGAGGAAACAUUCAAGCGGUGGCUUCAGAGGAAGCAAGAGCAGCAGCAAAGAGAGAGACAUCUGCUGGAGCUGAAGAGGCUGGAGGAGGACAGUGGUUACCUUCUGCGCAGCCGAGAGGAAUGUGAACGUGCCUUCAAACUGUGGCUGAAGCGUAAACGGGCGGAGAAGCGAGCGGAGCAGCAGGCGGCUAGAGAGCGAUCCCGCAGGUUGGUGCUGGAAGAGCGACGCGCACGACGCAUGAGGGACCUGCUCUGCACGGUCAAUGAAACAAAGCCAUUCAGAUUCACUGAACAGCUGGACCACCGCUUCUGAACCAAACGGCACCUGAAUUAAAACAAACACCACCUCAAACUCCGGACUGAGCAACACUACAGUAAACCAUGUAUUGUCCAGUUGUUGCAAGGAUCUUGUUUUAUCUAUUUAUACUUCUUGGUUGUGUUAAAGCACAUUCUGAGAAGAAACAGUUUACCGACGUGACCUCCUCUUAGUGUGAUAACAUUUAAAGACUGAAUGAUUUUAUACUGUAUUUACCUUGUGUUGUGGCUGAUGCACUUUACUUUUACAUAGACAUACAAAGAUACCUUUGAGUUUACAACCGGUGACUUUAACAGAGACAACUGUAAAGGAAUUAAAUAUAUAUCUAUAAAAGGGAAAUAUGCCUGGUAGUUUGAGAGACAGAUACACAAAU